GGGUUGCAAGUACCCGGAUGUGUGAAGGCCUCGUUGGCAAACUUAUGUUCUCGUGGUGUUUGGGGACUUCCGCUCCCAUAAUUCCUGGCAUCUGAACAAGCUGGCUGGGGCUUCUGGGAGUUGAAGUCCAAAAAAGAGUCUCUUUGUCUUUGGGGGUCUUAAGCAGAGACUGGAUGGCCAUCUGUCAGGGGUGUGUUGAUUGUGAGUCCCUGCGUGGCAGAAGGUGGUGGGGCUGGACGGCCCUUGGGGUCUCUCUUCCAACUCUGGGACUCUAUGAUUAACAGCUGCAUCGUCUGCGCAUGCUCAGGACUCCGAGGCGCGCUUUCCCUCUCAGGUAAGAAGGAGAGAGGCAGGAGAAAAGGCACCUCCGCUUCCCUCUCUUGCUGUACUGUAAGUGGACAGUAACAAUGAUGUCCAAAAAGGUUGCCGCUAAGAGGAAGAUCGACGUGGAAUGGAGGGUAUUCAACCCACAGUGGACAGAAGAUUACUUUUUCAUCGAGCACAAGGAGAAAGCUGUGUGCUUGAUAUGCCAGGGUACAGUGGCUGUGUUCAAGGAAUACAAUUUGCAUCAACACUAUCAAAUGCAUCAUAAAGAUACAUACGAUGGUUUUGUUGGACAAGUGAGAAAAGAUAAAAUAUCCAAACUGAAAACUUCAUUGGCAAGCCAGCAAAAUAUUCUUGUGAAGCAGAAGCAGCAAAAUAUUUCAUCCAUGCGAGCAAGUUAUGAAAUUGCCCAGGCAAUAGCGUCCGCUGGCAAAUCAUUCACGGAGGGAGAAUUUGUUAAAGACUGCCUUCUUAUAGCUGCCAAAGCGAUGUGUCCAGAAAAGGCUGAUGUAUUUAAUACAGUGAGUCUUUCGGCAUGUACAAUUUCACAAAGGGUUGAAGAACUGGGAGACAAUUUGAAGCAGCAAUUGCAAAACUCUGCAAAAAACCUUUCCUAUUUUUCCUUGGCACUUGACGAAAGUAACAAUAUUCGUGAUUCUGCACAACUUCUGAUUUUUAUUCGUGGGAUAAAUGACAAUUUCGAAGUCACAGAAGAGCUUGCUGCACUGCAAAGCAUCAAAGAGACCACAACAGGAGAAGAUAUCUAUGAAACAGUUUGCCAGACUGUUAAUGGUUUGGAGCUGGACUGGGCUAAACUAGCCAGUGUGACAACCAAUGGCGCUCCUAGCAUGGUGGGGUCUAAGAGAGGAGUAGUUGCUCGCAUUAACCAAGAGAUGGAAAAACAUAACCGUUCUCAGCCAAUAGCCAUACACUGCCUCUUCCACCAACAGGCGCUGUGUAGUAAAUCACUGAAGUGGGACUUUGUUAUGAAAACUGUGGUAUCUUGUGUUAACUUCAUUAGAGCUAAUGCAUUGAACCACAGACAAUUUCAGGAAUUUCUGUCCAAGGAAAAUGCUGACUGGGAAGAUGUUCUGUACCACACAGAAGUGCGUUGGCUGAGUCGAGGGAAGGUUUUGAGAUGUUUCUAUGACUUAUUGCCAGAGAUUGCAGCUUUUCUGGUUUCCAAAAACAAAGAAGUACCAGAGCUCAAUGAUGCAGAAUGGAAAUGGCACCUUGCCUUUCUGACAGAUGUAACAGAGUUCCUUAAUGGUCUCAAUGUGGAACUUAAAAGAAAGGGGAAGCUCAUCUGUGAUAUGUAUGCAUCUGUGAAAUCAUUUGAACUAAAAUUAGGCCUCCUCAUCAAACAAGUGAAUGAGGGACAUUUCAGCCAUUUCCCAACUACUCAAAAUCUGUCAGCAGAAAAACCAUUGGUUGCAUUCCCAACAAAAACAUGUGUGGAGUUGCUGGAAAAGUUACAAAGCGAGUUCCAAGCUAGAUUUAAAGAGCUUCAUCUCCAUGAACAGGGCAUACAGCUUUUCCGAAACCCAUUUUCUAUUGACAUUGAAAAUGUGGAUUCAAUUUACCAAAUGGAACUGUGUGACCUGCAUAGUUGUGACUCUCUGAAAGACGCAUUCAAGUCAAGCAGCCUUCUAAAUUUCUAUGCAUCUCUCCCCUCUGAGAAAUACCCUAAUAUCAGGAACCAUGCACGCAAAAUGGCAACCAUCUUUGGCAGCACUUAUGUCUGUGAACAGACUUUUUCCCGGAUGAAACAUCUGAAAGCGCCAGCCAGAUCCAGACUAACAGAUGAACACUUGCAUCAUUUGCUACGAAUAGCAGUGACAAAUAUGGAACCAGACAUUAACCAUCUCAUUAGCCAGAAGCAGGCCCAGAGUUCCCAUUAAACAUUGUUAUUAGAUACAGAAUUAAGUUUGUUGAUUUAAUUUGUUCUUCAUUAAAAUACACUGUUAUUUAAUACCAAAUAAAGUUUGUUUAUUUAA
Molecule: messenger RNA, 2321 nt
Organism: Sceloporus undulatus (fence lizard)
Lineage: Eukaryota; Metazoa; Chordata; Lepidosauria; Squamata; Phrynosomatidae
Product: general transcription factor II-I repeat domain-containing protein 2A-like
Exons: 2
Coding region: 408-2225 (605 amino acids)
Molecular function (GO): protein dimerization activity
Source: RefSeq, a predicted model, not a curated record